AUGUAUGCUCGAUAUGACGAAACUAAAUCUGUAUUGUUAUCUUCAACAGAUUCGUUCGGAAAUACUUUACUACACGUUGCAGUAAAAUGUGAUAAUGAAAAGUUGGUACAAUUCAUUUGUCAUGAAAAACGGGAACUGAUAAAUAUAUCAAACCACGAGGGUUAUUUACCUGUAGACUAUUGUCAGAGUGUAGAAUGCCUGAAUAUAUUGAAAAUGCACGAUCAAGAUGAAAAAAUUUUACCGUUACAAAAUAAAGUUUAUUUUGGAAAUUUGAAUUCUAAUGAUGAUGGUUGGGAUUCGAAUUAUGUGUUUUCGUACAAAAUGUUUCCGGAACUAUUUGAAAAUUUAUCAUUGUCGGACACGCAAUUUAAACCUUUUAUUUGUGUUAAUUUAAAAUUAUUGCUUAAUUAUUUGCAUUAUUUCGAUCCUGAUUAUGUGAAAUUAAUUUCGAAAUAUGCAAGAGAUAGUCUAAAAUUUACUUUGUGGCAUUGGUGGGUUACUUGUUUUAAACAAAAAUUUAAUAUUUCUUCAUAUGUUUUACUUGCGAAACUUUUCGAUCCAAUUACAAUCAAUGAACGAAAUAUCAGAGGAAGUACUCCAUUUCAUUUGGUUGUAUACUAUGAUAAAGCUCAUGAAAUUGAGAAAGUUUUGGAAGAAAAUGGUUGUGACAUUUUAAGAAUGAACAAAACAGGUGCUUAUGUACGUCGUAAAAAAUUAGAAUAUGUACUGGAUGGAAAAUUUAAUCGCAAUGCCAUACACUAUGAAGAACCACUUCCUUUACAAUAUAUAAUAUUAUUUGAAUUGUACAGAAAAGAACAGUACCAUGUAUUGAAACACAUGCUGAAAGAAUUAGAAGGAUCGCAACUUGAAAAAUUCAUCAAGUAUGUUUUACCAACAUAA
Molecule: messenger RNA, 900 nt
Organism: Uloborus diversus
Lineage: Eukaryota; Metazoa; Arthropoda; Arachnida; Araneae; Uloboridae
Exons: 1
Coding region: 1-900 (299 amino acids)
Molecular function (GO): protein binding
Source: RefSeq, a predicted model, not a curated record